GAACCCAUCUGACUCAGGAAGCCAGGCCCUUUUGGGCCCUGCCGAUAAUGGUGACCUGAUAAAGAACUCGUAAAAGGAACCUUCUUUCACGCUAAGAUUCGAUGCUCUUGAAAUGAAAUAUGGCUGUGGGAGAAGCAGAGCAUCCCUUGCUACGGCCGGCGCUGCCACAGAACACGCAAGAGCAUAAUCAUCGUCUGUGUCUCCUCCGACGAACAUGUUUAGAAUCAAAGAAGAUCUGGCAAAUAGCAGGUCCUUCCAUCUUCAGCCGCCUUGUCUUGUUCUCCAUGACUGUUAUCACUCAGUCUUUCGCUGGCCACCUCGGUGAACUCGAUCUCGCCGCUAUUUCUAUUGCAUGUACCUUCUUUAUCUCAAUCAGCUUCGGUUUCUUGCUCGGCAUGGCGAGUGCGCUCGAGACCCUCUGUGGCCAAGCCUACGGGGCCAAACAAUACCGCAUGUUGGGCAUUUAUAUGCAACGUUCCUGGAUAGUUCUGUUCCUAUCGUCGAUUUUGUUACUGCCCAUGUUCAUUUUUGCGGAGCCCAUAUUGAAGCUCCUCGGGCAACCCAAUGGAGUGGCGGAGCAAACAGGUUUGGUGGCGAUUUGGCUGGUUCCAUUUCACCUGAGCUUCCCAUUUCAGUUCACAUUGCAGAGGUUCUUGCAAAGCCAGCUGAAGACAGCUGUCAUAGCAUGGGUUUCUGGGAUAGCUCUCGCAAUCCAUGCACUUAUAAGCUGGGUUCUGGUUUACAAGAUGAAAGUUGGGAUUGUCGGGACUGCGCUUACUCUCGAUUUCUCGUGGUGGGUGUCAGUUGUGGGUCUCUGGGGUUAUGUUGUUUUUGGUGGGUGUCCGAAUGCAUGGAAUGGUUUUUCUGUCGAAGCUUUUGUUGGCCUCUGGGAAUUUUUCAAACUCUCUGUGGCUUCUGGGGUUAUGCUCUCAUUGGAGAACUUCUACUACAGAUUGUUGGUUAUAAUGUCAGGAUAUAUGCACAACGCCGAAGUCGCAGUUGAUGCUCUUUCCAUCUGUGUAACUAUCUAUGGUUGGGAAUCUAUGAUACCGCUAGGAUUCUUGGCUGCAACAGGGGUGCGUGUAUCAAAUGAGCUUGGAGCAGGCAAUGCAAAAGGUGCAAAAUUUGCGGCUUUGGUAUCAGUGGUGAAUACUUUGGUGGUGGGAUCUAUAUCUUGGUUGAUAGUUAUGGUGUUUAAUGAGAAGCUUGCCUUGAUCUUCACAACAAGCUUACCUGUUCUCAGAAUGGUCAAUGAGCUAGCAAUCCUGUUGGCUUUUACAAUUCUCCUGAACUGCUUGCAGCCAGUUCUUUCAGGAGUAGCAGUUGGAUGUGGUUGGCAAGCUCUGGUGGCUUAUAUAAACAUGGGUAGUUACUACUUGGUGGGGAUACCUCUUGGUAUUCUCCUGGGCUGGUUGUUACCUUGGGAUCUUACUGGCAUGUGGACUGGAAUGUUGGGUGGAACAAUCGUUCAAACUUUGAUUUUGGUUGCCAUUACCAUGAGGUGCGAUUGGGAAAAAGAGGCGCGCAAAGCAGAGAUUCUUAUCCGGAAUGAAGCGGCUCUGGCCCAAUAAUAGCUGGAAAACAUGGUGAUUUAUAUUAUAAAUUGGGCAAAAGUUAUUCAAAUUUGUUGACAGGAAAGGGCAGAAAUCGCCAAACGGGGUAUCAUCAAUGAUUCUGGCAGUAUAUCAUCAACGGCUUUGAUUUUUCCCAAUGAAGGGACAUGGAAUAGAGUAGUAUGGACGACCUCAUUUUACUUUCCUGGAGGUUGGCACGCCAUUCAAUUUCAUCUCAUUUGCCCAAGCAAUAUGCUUAGACCGUUAGGUAGACUUGCCUUGGGGAGUGAACUUGGUUAAGUUAUUUCCAGCUCUUGUAUGUUGCGAAAAUAUUGUGUCAGUUUCAUGUAUGUUGGCACGCUGGUGUUUGGCAGGUUCUUUUGUUUAUUUCUUUUUACCUACGAAGAUAACAUUGAGAAUGGGAACCAAAUAAACGAUAUAUUUUACACUCGAAGCAUAUAUUUGUCUUCCUCAA
Molecule: messenger RNA, 2028 nt
Organism: Neltuma alba
Lineage: Eukaryota; Viridiplantae; Streptophyta; Magnoliopsida; Fabales; Fabaceae
Product: protein DETOXIFICATION 27-like
Exons: 8
Coding region: 120-1571 (483 amino acids)
Biological process (GO): xenobiotic detoxification by transmembrane export across the plasma membrane
Cellular component (GO): membrane
Molecular function (GO): antiporter activity; xenobiotic transmembrane transporter activity
Source: RefSeq, a predicted model, not a curated record